CUUUUCUGACACAAAAACUUAUAAUAAAAAAGAAAAAUAAAGCCCUGACCUUCUCUUGAGUCUUUAGUCUUUUACCCUCUCUCUCUUUCUCUCUCUUUCUCUGCUUACUUGAAAAAUCUUGGAGGAACUGCAUUUGGGUCAGUGGAGGAGACCCAAUUGAGAAGAAAACCCUCAUCUAGUUUUGAGCUUUUUAAUUAGUGCUUGGAGAUUAAAGGUCUGUGAAGGAUGCCAAGAUCAGGCCCAAGACCCUAUGACUGUAUCAGAAGAGCUUGGCACAGUGAGAGGCACCAGCCUAUGAGAGGUUCUCUCAUUAAAGAGAUUUUCAGUGUGGUGAAUGAGAUCCAUAGCUCAGCUACUAGGAAGAACAAGGAGUGGCAAGAGAAGCUCCCUAUUGUUGUGUUGAAAGCAGAAGAGAUUAUGUACUCUAAAGCCAAUUCUGAGGCUGAGUACACUGACCUCAAAACGCUUUGGGACCGAGCAAAUGAUGCCAUUAACACUAUAAUUCGCCGCGAUGAGAGCAUUGAAACCGGUGAAGAGUUUCUUCAGCCUUGUAUUGAAGCUGCUCUGAAUCUUGGGUGUGUGGCAAGAAGAGCUUCCAGGAGCCAACGAUAUUCUAAUCCAAGGUGUUAUCUUAGCCCCAUCACUUCUGAUGUCCCUAGCGUAGCAGAGAAAGGUAGCCAAAAGGAUCAUACCCCUCAUCGUUCAAAGUUUGUGAAACCCAUUACUAUCAACUCAAGCCAUCUUGGCUCUGAAUCCACUAAGAAACCCAUCUCUGUAUCUGAAAAUGUUCCUCCUUGUGGUUAUGACCAAUGCUCUCCUAGGGAUACACAGGCAACAUCUAAUAUCCCUUCAUACCCUCUAUACUAUGGGAAUUGCCCCCAAUUUGAAGAACUCAAACAUGGUUUUGUUAGCCUUCCCAAACCAGUUUCGAAGCCUUUAGAGCCUGCCAGGACCAGUGGUGUCCCAAACUUGUUCCGCAGUAGAGAUAAACCAAACUACAAUACUCAAAAAGGUGCUAGGGACUGCCCUGAUCAGACCCCAGAUUUGGUUGGGUGUGAUCUCUCUCUUCGGCUAGGCUCACUCUCUAGUCAAUGCCCAAGCAGUGAAAACAAUCCUCCACAGAAAGUCAGAGAUGUCGGUGCUCAAGAGAGCAAAUGUACUGAUCAGCCUCCACAAUUGGAUAAAGAGCUCUCUUUCUUUCCCAAAGUGGUUGUGGUGACUUGCGGAGUCUGUGGACCCUUUUCUGUUCUGUGUUGA
Messenger RNA from Fragaria vesca subsp. vesca, 1257 nucleotides. RefSeq lists its product as uncharacterized. The record is from RefSeq and is a predicted model, not a curated record. Gene Ontology annotation, molecular function: transcription coregulator activity. Lineage: Eukaryota; Viridiplantae; Streptophyta; Magnoliopsida; Rosales; Rosaceae. Gene Ontology annotation, biological process: regulation of DNA-templated transcription. The coding region runs from base 226 to 1257 and encodes 343 amino acids. The transcript is spliced from 5 exons.